AUGAGCUUAGGGCAGAGUUCCACCACCACCACAAAUCAUGAAUGGCUGCCACUGCCGAGUGGCAUAUCCAUCACAUCUCAUGAUUCAUUCACAAAAGACUUGCUUUAUCAAUUUGAUAAAAGAAGAUCUCAAUUAUUAUCCAAUGAAUACUACAUUUCCUCCUCUAUUGGAAGCAGCAUUAGCCAACAAAGCCCUAAAGAAUCACCUUUAAUAGCUGCUACAGAGCCUGCCGCUGCUUGUACGCUACAAAUAGCAUCCAUAUCAGUACCAAGCUUACCACAAUCGCAUUCAACGGAAACAACGGCAACAACGGCAACGGGAGAGCACGCUAACAAUCAUGUAUUAAUAGAACAAGAAAGAGAAAUAAUUCAGGGCAAUCAUAAAAAUAACAACAGGCGCCGAUCAGCGGGUGAUUUAUUGCGAAAAUCUUCCUUGUACCUGAGAAACAAGUUUAACGAAGGUUUCCAUCAUAAUACUCAUUUAGAGCAACAGCAGCAGCAGCAGCAGCAGCAGGACACUGAAGAUCAGCACAGUGCAUCACUUUUUAAUUCUUGGACCCUGAAAAAGAAAAAGAAGAGACGAAAUGCACAUGAUGUGUUUAAGAAUAGAUCGCUUUCAAGUGCUUCGAUACCGUUGCCACCUUCGCCACCCACACAGCAACAACAACAACAACAACAACAACUAUCAAAGAUAGCCGUUAAUACCACCAUUAAUAUCCAACCUCUAAACCAAGCGAAUAAUAAAUCAAACAGUAAAAACCCUAUUCAGCCGCCUAUCAUCACUCAAUAUCCUCCCAAGCCUUUAAAGUAUUCCCCAGUAGAGCCCCUUCCAGACGAAGAUGACAACGGUAAUAGCAGCAUAGGUGCAGCAUUGCAUUAUAAAAAAUCAAAGACAUUACAUCGUCUGUCCCUACCUUUGCUAAAACUCACAGCUCAGCAACAGCAACAGCAGCAGCAGCAGCAGCAGCAGCAGCAGCAGCAGCAGCAGCAGCCAUCAGACAACACACUACAAAGAAGAAGAUCAGAUUCAGAUUUGUUAAACAGAAGUUUGGUUGUCGAGAAAACCUCUCACUCAAUGCUACAUUCCAUCAGUAAGAGAUGGAACAAGUUGCUAUCAACGUGCAUACAACGAGGCGUCAAGAAAAAGGAUUGA
This is a messenger RNA of Mucor velutinosus, 1152 nucleotides long. RefSeq lists its product as uncharacterized. The coding region runs from base 1 to 1152 and encodes 383 amino acids. Lineage: Eukaryota; Fungi; Mucoromycota; Mucoromycetes; Mucorales; Mucoraceae. The transcript is spliced from 2 exons. The record is from RefSeq and is a predicted model, not a curated record.